AUGGAAAAUCAAAGAAAUGAAAAAAUGGAAAAGGAAAUAACGGAAUUCGAUUGCAAUGGAAUCAUCGCUUCAGCUUUCAUCCCCGAACCACCACCGAUUAAAUUGCUUUGUGAUGAAGAAGAAAUAGCGCUUUCAUUUUCUGGGGCUGGCUUCUUGGCUGCAUAUCAUUUCGGAGUGACAGCUUGUUUAGUGAAAAAUGGAGAAGAAUUGUUGAAACGUGUGGAAAAAGUUGCCGGCUGCUCGGCGGGGAGUUUAUGCGCCACGCUAGUCAUUUUAGCUCCAAAUCGAUUAGAAGAAGCAAGACUUGACACCUGCAAUUUAGCUGCUGAAGUUCGAGCACAACCCUUUGGAGCUUUAACACCUGGAUAUUAUUUACAUGAAAGAGUGAAAUCCCUUGUUGACAAGUAUAUUCCUGACGAUAUUUCAGUGGCAAAUGGCAAAUUAUUAAUUUCGGUGACAGAAAAGUCGACGAGGGAAAACAAAAUGAUCUCAGAGUUUGAAACGAGAGAUGAGCUGAUCUCAGCGCUCUCCGCUUCGUGUUUCAUUCCGUUUUAUAGUGGACUCGGAUGUUUACCACCACAACUUCGAGAUCAAGAAUUCGUCGAUGGUGGCCUUAGCAACAAUCUGCCACGAGUUGACGGGAUGAGAACGGUGGCCAUCUCUCCAUUCGCCUCACAUGAUGCCGAAAUCUCUCCCCUCGUCAACACGGCAGCUGAUUGGAUGAUCACACUUGGGCAACAGUCGAUUAAACUAAAUCGUAUCAAUGGUGUUCGUGCAAUGGAUGCUUUAUUUCCGCCACGCCCCGACGUCGUUCAGCGAUAUUAUGAAGAGGGAUUUUCCGAUGCUUUUCGUUUCCUCUGUCUCAACAAUCUCAUCAAGCGACAAAAUGGGACACAAGUU
Messenger RNA from Mesorhabditis belari, 900 nucleotides. The record is from the annotation of a GenBank genome assembly. NCBI's taxonomy places the organism in Eukaryota, Metazoa, Nematoda, Chromadorea, Rhabditida, Rhabditidae.